This is a messenger RNA of Vigna unguiculata (cowpea), 656 nucleotides long. Its product is annotated as ubiquitin-conjugating enzyme E2 28-like. The record is from RefSeq and is a predicted model, not a curated record. Lineage: Eukaryota; Viridiplantae; Streptophyta; Magnoliopsida; Fabales; Fabaceae.
ACUCCUCAACGCUUUCUCAUCGCUGAUCAAACUUCAAACCCUAGGAUUUCAAGGUGCACUGUACACUUGUGAUGGCUUCGAAACGCAUUACUAAGGAGUUGAAGGAUUUGCAGAAGGACCCUCCUGUUUCCUGCAGUGCUGGCCCUGUUGGUGAUGACAUGUUUCAUUGGCAAGCUACUAUCAUGGGUCCAGCAGACAGCCCUUAUGCUGGAGGUGUAUUCCUGGUGACCAUUCACUUCCCACCGGAUUAUCCGUUUAAGCCACCAAAGGUUUCGUUCCGAACGAAGGUAUUUCACCCUAACAUAAACAGCAAUGGAAGUAUCUGUUUGGACAUUCUGAAAGAGCAGUGGAGUCCUGCACUAACAGUUUCGAAGGUGCUAUUGUCAAUAUGCUCUCUGCUGACAGAUCCGAACCCAGAUGAUCCUUUGGUGCCUGAUAUUGCUCACAUGUACAAGACAGACAGAGCAAAGUACGAGAGCACUGCCCGUUCUUGGACUCAGAAAUACGCCAUGAGUUAGAACAACAUAUUAUGCUUCUGGGGAUCCCUUUUCUGUCGUCGGUACAUAUAAUACAUAUAUAGUGCCUUCUGCUUUCAUCUUAUAAUAAUUAAAACCCCGGAAACACUUUUUACCUAUUAAUAUUUUGCCUUUUCUUUU